Messenger RNA from Notechis scutatus (mainland tiger snake), 3131 nucleotides. It is a transcript of the gene HOOK2, whose product is annotated as hook microtubule tethering protein 2. Gene Ontology annotation, biological process: cytoplasmic microtubule organization; cytoskeleton-dependent intracellular transport. The record is from RefSeq and is a predicted model, not a curated record. Gene Ontology annotation, molecular function: microtubule binding; dynein light intermediate chain binding. Gene Ontology annotation, cellular component: cytoplasm; centrosome. Lineage: Eukaryota; Metazoa; Chordata; Lepidosauria; Squamata; Elapidae.
UCAGGACGGGGCGCGAGGGCCGCUCUAGGAGGCGUGGCUCUUGGAAGAGAGCUCCUGCGAGCGGCGGAGCCAUGGGCGAGGUGGGCUCCGGCGAGCGAUGCGGGGCGCUUCUCACUUGGAUGCAAACUUUCCAUGUUCCAUCACCAUGUAUCAAGAUGGAAGAUUUGACCAGUGGAGUCACAAUUGUCCAGGUGCUACACAAGAUAGAUCCAUCUUGGUUCAAUGAAACAUGGCUCCUUCGGAUUAAAGAUGACACUGGUGACAAUUGGAGACUGAAGGUGAGCAACCUGAAGAAGAUCUUGCAAAGUGUGGUUGAAUACUCCCAGGAUGUGCUGGGCCACCAAGUCCCAGAGCAGCUGUUGCCUGAUGUAGCCUUAGUUGGAGAGCUGUCUGAUCUGGCUGAGCUUGGGAAAUUACUACAGCUGGUACUAGGCUGUGCCAUCAGCUGUGAGAAGAAGCAAGAUUACAUCCAGCAAAUCAUGACCUUGGAAGAAUCUGUUCAGCAUGUCGUUAUGACAGCUAUUCAAGAGCUGUUGACCAAAGAUUCAUCAGACACAUUAAGUUCAGAGACAUACGGGAAUUUCGACAGUCAGUCCCGAAAGUAUUACUUCCUCAGUGAUGACCUAGAGGAGACAGAUGACAUGCGGCAACAUUGUCAUGACUUGGAGCAUCAGAUCUCCAUUUUAAUGGAGGAAAAAAACUUACUGGUGCUGGAGAAUAAGACCCUGCGGGAGCAAAAGUGUUCUCUGGAGUCAGAUACUGCUGGACUCACUGGCAAGAAGUUGCUUUUGCUUCAGUCACAGAUAGAACAGCUGCAAGAAGAGAACUUCCGGCUGGAAAAUGGUAGAGAUGAUGUUCGAGUUCGCUGCGAAGAUCUGGAGAAGGAGGUGCAGGAGCUGCAACACCGUAACGAGGAGCUGACUAGCCUGGCAGAGGAAGCCCAAUCCCUCAAAGAUGAAAUGGAUGUACUUCGCCAUUCAUCAGACAGGGUGGGACGGCUGGAGGCCAUGGUAGAUUCUUACAAAAAGAAACUGGAAGACCUGGGGGACUUGCGUCGGCAGGUUCGCCUGCUAGAAGAGCGAAACACAGUUUAUAUGCAGCGCACCUGUGAGCUGGAGGAAGAGCUGCGGCGGGCCAAUGCUGUACGUGCACAACUAGAAGCCCAUAAAAGACAGGUGCAAGAGCUCCACAGCAAACAUGGAGAGGAAGCCUUGAAGGCGGAGAAGUGGCAAUUUGAGUAUAAAAAUCUGAAGGAGAAGUUUGAGGCGCUGGUAAAAGAAAAGGAGAGACUGAUUGAAGAGCGGGAAGCCCUUCGGGAGGCUAAUGAGGAACUGCGAUGUGCUCAGGUGCAGCAGAAAUUCCUAAACCAAGCAGAUGCUAUAUUGGAAGACAUUUCUUCUCCAAUGGAUAAUUUAGCAGCUGAAAUCAUGCCAGCAGAAUUAAAGGAGACCAUCGUACGGCUGCAGCAUGAGAAUAAGAUGUUAUGUGCUCAGGAGGUAUCAUACCGGCAGCAACAGGCUGAAUUGCAAGGACUUCUGGAAGAAUCAAACCGCAGUAAAAACCAGUUAGAGGCACAGCAAAGGCUGAGCCAGCAACAGAUCUCUGAGCUUAAAGCGCAAGUUGACGAGCUCCAGCGUACUCUCCAAGAACAAGGAAGCAAAGCAGAAGAUUCUUCCCUAUUGAAGAAGAAACUGGAAGAGCACCUAGAGAAGUUGCAUGAGGCUCAUGCAGAGCUUCAGAAGAAGAAGGAAUGCCUUGAUGAACUGGAACCCAAAGUAGACAGCAACACUGCCAGGAAAAUUGAUGAACUUCAGCAGACAUUGAAGAAAAAAGAUGAAGAUAUGAGAGCUAUGGAGGAACGGUAUAAACGCUACAUGGAUAAAGCCUGCACAGUCAUCAAGAAGCUAGACCCCAAGCAACAACCUCACGUAGUUCCCUUGGAGAUUCAGGCAUUGAAGAACCAGCUGCAAGAAAAAGAUAAGAAAAUAAGCCACCUAGAGUCUGAUUUUGAGAAGACAAAAUCACAGCAGGAGCAUGAAGAAAAACUCAUCAUCACUGCCUGGUAUAAUAUGGGCCUAACACUGCACCAACGAGCUACAGAAAAGCGAUCGUCCAAUUCUUCGACAGUCCAAUCGUUCUUGGCCCAGCAAAGAUUGGCCACCAAUACUCGUCGGGGUCACCUGAGCCGAACUCAGCCCUUGUUGCUUUGAUAGCAGAGGAGUUGUCUUAUGGAUUGUGAUCGGGAAAAACUUUAGUGCAUGUGUGCUUUGAGUUUAGCCAAAAGGGAGGGUUCAUUUCGAGCUCUUACUCUGUGCAGUGGUGUCUGUUUGGGAAUUCCAGCCUCCGUCCUUAUUGCUGAAAGUAAUUUUCCUGCUGCUCAAGAGUCUUCCUUCACUGAGCUUUUGCCUCUGAAACCAGAUGAAUGGGGUAUGGGGCAGCCAAAGAUUAACUUUUCUCCAGCAAACCUAAACUUAACCUGACUUUUUUUUCACUACACACUGCUGGUCACCACUCCUCUUGCAUUUUACACGACGUGUCGCAUUUGUAUAGCCUUUUAAGUGUGCCAUGUUAAAAGCUAAUUUCAUGCUUACAGGAAGGAUAUUUUAAAUUUCUGGUAGAUUGGCUCUCUCUUGCUACAAUGAGAAUACAGGCUCUUGAGAAUUGAAUGUACAGUACAAGGGUGAGGUAAUAGCUCUGAAUGUAGAUUUUUGAUUAAGGCUUGAGUCCUAGGACAAGUAGUAACAGCUUCCCCUUCCAUUGUUGCAGCACCUAAAGCUCAUCAGACAUAGCUUUGCAUAAUGGUUACCUUCCAAGAAGGGAUUAGUGCAGAAAAAACACAAGUUGAAUCUCUAUAAAUACUACCUAGGUACAGACUUAAAGAAAAGGGAAAGCUUGCUAUCCUGCCCAUGAACCAUUUGAGUGUAUUCCUAUAACUAUACUGUUUUCACAUCAAUAUUUAGAGUCUGGUGCUUUUUCUUUUAAAAUAAAAAGUUACUCUGUUUUAUUCUGUUAGUAUGCCUUGUCUAAUUUUGGAUCAUCCUUCUAUCCUGGAAGUUGUAAGAAGCUGUUUCCUUUUAAAAUCUGUUCUUUAAACUUUGUUUUUAUUUUUUAGUAAAUAUAGGUUUACUGCU